Funneliformis mosseae is the source of this 269-nucleotide messenger RNA. NCBI's taxonomy places the organism in Eukaryota, Fungi, Glomeromycota, Glomeromycetes, Glomerales, Glomeraceae. The record is from the annotation of a GenBank genome assembly.
GAUUGGCAAGGAAUCCUACGAUAGAUUUUGAUGUUAACAAAUGGACAAAAGAUGAUACGGUAUUAAUGAAUAGUACCAUAGGAAAAUUCAUACCUUUAAUUCAAUUUUAUGAUUUGUCUGCCGAAGAUUUUUUUAAUAGGGUCUUGCCUUAUGAGGAAUUAAUAAUAAGAGAACUUAAGCAAAAGAUUCUCAAAGCUCAUAUUUUACCCGGAUCAGCCAAAACAGUACCGAAAUCAUUUAGAUCCUCAUCAGAUGAUCAAAUUGGAUAG